Molecule: messenger RNA, 2284 nt
Organism: Diuraphis noxia (Russian wheat aphid)
Lineage: Eukaryota; Metazoa; Arthropoda; Insecta; Hemiptera; Aphididae
Product: protein-lysine N-methyltransferase SMYD4-like
Cellular component (GO): cytoplasm; nucleus
Molecular function (GO): histone deacetylase binding
Source: RefSeq, a predicted model, not a curated record
ACCUAAAUGUUUUCACGAAAAUUAAAUGAAAAUAUUCGACGGAAGAAACAUUGCCAACUGCAGUUGCAUACGACACCGAACAGAAAAGAAACGAUUUGUGUUGGCAAACCCGUAUUCCGUGUUGUCCGUUAAUCGACAUUUAACAAUAAUAAAUUAAUAAUAUUAAUAAUAAUUAAUAUUGUCUGUCGUGAGCCGCCACUCGCAACGCGGUGACUCUUGUUUGUGUCGCGCUUGAAUCGGAAGCCAAACAGGAAGAGUAACGGAUCCGACAUGGAAUACUUCGAAUACGACAACUUUUUGCACUACUCCAGUCGGCUGCUGAUGGCCGACGUGCUGGGUGACGUUUACGUGGACUUUUCCAAGCUGAAAUCGGCCAACAGCCGGUUCAUGUUCACACGUGCCCUGCUUCGCAAACACAAAUUACAGGUCGAGUCGUUGGACAUCGACAUGGAGUACGACGAACCCACCGUUUCGGCGAGGCUCCGACUAAACGGCAACGAGUUCUUCAAGGCCAAGCWGUACGAGAAGGCCGCCGACAUGUACACCAAAUGUUUGGAGGGCAGCGAUUCGACCACUGAGUGCCACGCGCUCGCGCUGGCCAACCGGUCGGCCGCGUACUUCCAUAUGGGUCACUACGAUCUUUGUAUAAAGGACGCGCGCUGGGCCAUGGGUUCCAAUUACCCGUCCAGGAUCGCGUACAAACUUUACGAACGGGCCGGACACGCAGAACGCUUGUUGGGCUUCGUCGAACGGGCGAUACAGAGCUACGCCGUGUGCUUGACGCGACUGGACGAGUCGGACAUGUCUGCGGAGAACAAGCGCAAGUUCCGGAUAGAGAUCGAAAGGGCCGCGAACGAUUGCGAACAAGUGUUGGCCGAGCACAGAAGAACGAUGAAAACACCCCGYCCUGACGAGCAACUGGUUGGUGGAAGAAACGAACACAUUCCAGCACUAUCGGCCUUUGUGGAACUGAGAAUGUCCGAAAAUAUGGGACGAGGUGUUUAUGCCACCCGCGACAUUAAUCCCGGUGAUGUUGUGGCCAUUGACGAACCUUACAUUUGUGGGCCUAUUUCAGAUAAUACAGAAGUUUGUCAUUAUAAUGGUUGCCUAAAGUUGGACUUGGCUCUUUAUCCCUGUCCAAAAUGUUUAUUGGUUUAUUACUGCAAUAAAGACUGUAUGAAUAAAGCCAACGAAGAAGGACACUAUUUGGAAUGUCCAAUUAUGUGUUUCAUCAAAUCAACACCAGGAAUAACAAGAAUUAAUGAACUUGCAAUGAAGUGGUUUUUAAAAGACUAUUUGAAAAUGGGGUUAAAAAAAUAUUGUUCAUUAGUUGAUAACUUUUUUAAAUCUAAAAUUGAUCCUCUAACAAGGGGUUUUGAUGAGACAGGUCAAUAUAAAUCUGAUAACUUUUUAACUGCUUAUUCUUUGGAUAGUAAGGAAAACAAAUUGUCGAUAGACGUUUUGUUUUUUUUUAACUGUAUUGCUGUUGAUAUGUUGCAGUAUUUGAUAUUAAGUGGCUUUAAAAUUCCAGAAUGUUAUAUAGGUACUGUGGGUGCUUCUUUGGUGCAUAUAAUCAUUGUUUUAGAUUUAAAUUGUAGAAAGUUAAACAUCAAUGCCCCUACUAUAUCUUUUCAAGAAAAGCGUCAACUUACUCUUACAAUAGCAUUAACUUUGUAUCCAACCAUAUCUUUAUUCAACCAUUCUUGUGAUCCAAAUAUAAAACGAAGUGGAGAAUUAUCUGAUAGAAUAAGAGUUAUGAAGGCAAUUCAACCAAUUCCCAAAGGAACUCAGUUGUUUGGUACUUAUGGAAUAAUCUUUAAAGGACAAGAUAAAAAAUCAAGACAAGAUCUUUGCAACAAAUGUUUUUACUUUAAAUGCUAUUGCCAGCCUUGCAUAAUGAAUUGGCCAACAUGUCAUUAUAUACCUAAUCGUCUUUCUACAUUAAAUAUUUUGAACCCUAGUAUGGCAGAUAUUGUGUCAUCGGAAUGCAAAAAGUUUGUGGAAUUUACAAAGUCGGUGAAAUUGGAAGAUUGUUGUCAGCAUUUAAAUUAUUUAUAUUCAUUUAUUAAGCUAUUGUUUGAUAAUGUAAAACGGCCAUUUGAAUUAUAUGAGGAUUGUCUUGAAAUGAUAAGUAUUGGUCACACCAUAAGUUCCAAUGAAAUAUACUUCAGUGAUAUAUAAGUAAAUAUUAAUUGAUAUCUUUAUAAUAAGUUAAUUAAUAGUUAAAUAAUUCUUAGUUAUGUUCAAAUAGUAAUUUGUAUUCAGCUAUUCUUAUAAGUGAUUU